AUGAACCCGAACGCACCGAGCUUUUCGUUUAACCCUUCUGCGGGGGGCUUUGUCCCUCGUAGCAUGCAGCAGCAGCAGCAGCAGCAGGCUGGCUACGAUGCGUACUACAACCAAGGAUUUGCUGGUGCAGGCUUUGGCGCGCAAGAUCCCAACCAGUACCAGCAGUAUGGUUUCCAGCAGCCUUCGGCGCCAGCGCCGCCGAAGCCGGCAGCCCCACCCGCCUCAUCUGGCUCUGGUCCCGCGCCACUGCCGCCGAAGGCUGCGGCCAUGGCGUCGAGCAAGCCGGCUGGUAUGAAGAAGGCCGUGAGCAUUUCGAUCGGUGGCGCGAAGAAGCCGGAGCCCAAGCCAGAGGCCAAGACGGAGCCGACGGAGCCGAAACCAGCGGCUAAGACAGAGACCAAGGCGCCCGAGGCGGCCAAGCCGGCCGAUGUUAAAGGCCAGGCUGUGAAACAGCAGAACAAGGUGGAGAAGAAGGUCUCUGAGAAGGCUGCUGUCGAUGCUGAUAAGGUGCUUGCUGAUGCUAAGUUGGCUACGGAUGAAGAGACGCUGAAGGACUUGUUUGGCGACCAGGAAGUCAAGUCGCACAUGAAUUUGGUGUUUGUGGGCCACGUCGAUGCUGGUAAGUCGACGAUGGGUGGCAACCUGCUGUACCUGACCGGUAUGGUGGACAAGCGUACGUUGGAAAAGUACGAGCGGGAAGCCAAGGAUAUUGGCCGUGAGUCGUGGUACCUAUCAUGGGCGCUUGAUUCGACACAGCAGGAGCGUGACAAGGGUAAGACGGUCGAGGUUGGCCGUGCAUACUUUGAGACUGGCAAGCGCCGCUACACGCUGCUGGACGCGCCGGGCCACAAGUCGUACGUCCCGAACAUGAUCGGUGGUGCUGCGCAGGCCGAUGUAGCGAUUCUCGUGAUUUCCGCGCGUAAGGGCGAGUUUGAGACAGGUUUCGAGCGUGGUGGUCAGACGCGUGAGCAUGCUGUCUUGGUCAAGACGGCAGGUGUGCAGCGUUUGAUCGUCGUGGUGAACAAGAUGGACGACUCGACCGUAAACUGGGACAAGGAGCGUUACGACGACAUUGUGGGCAAGCUGACGCCAUUUUUGCGCAGCGCUGGCUUCAACCCGAAGACGGAUAUUACAUUCAUUCCUGUCUCGGCGUACUCGGGUGCGAAUCUGAAGGACAAGGCGUCGAGUGAGGCGUGCCCGUGGUACGAAGGCCCGACGCUCCUGAACUUCUUGGACGGUCUUGAGCUGGGUGACCGCAAAAUGAGUGCCUCGCUGAAGAUGCCUGUGAGUGAGAAGUACGCCGAUAUGGGUACCUAUGUGGUGGGCAAGCUGGAGAGUGGCAAGAUGAAGAAGGGUGACUCGCUCAUUCUCAUGCCCAACAAGACGUCCGUUGAAGUCCUGGCGAUCUUUAGCGAAGUCGACGAGGAAAUCCCUGCCGCGGUGUCGGGUGACAAUGUCCGUGUAAAGCUCAAGGGCGUGGAGCUGGAAGACGUGCAGCCGGGCUUUGUGCUCACGGACCCGCAAGACCCUGUGCAUGUGGUACGUCGCUUUGAGGCGCAGCUGGCGAUCCUGGAGCACCGUAAUAUUAUCUGCGCAGGCUACAGUGCCGUGAUGCACGCACACUCGCUCAACGAGGAAGUCAACCUGGUGGAGCUGCUGCACUACUACGACAAGAAAACAGGCAAGAAGAGCCGUCGUGGCCCACAGUUUGCCAAGAAGGGCAUGAAAAUCAUUGCGAUGAUCGAGACGACAGCACCAGUGUGCUUGGAGCGCUUCAAGGACUACCCACAGCUUGGCCGCUUCACUCUGCGUGACGAAGGCAAGACAGUGGCCAUCGGUAAGGUGACCAAGCUCCUUACGGACGACAUGCCGGAUAUGGACAAGCUGGCGAUCGACAAGUAG
Molecule: messenger RNA, 1902 nt
Organism: Malassezia pachydermatis
Lineage: Eukaryota; Fungi; Basidiomycota; Malasseziomycetes; Malasseziales; Malasseziaceae
Product: peptide chain release factor erf subunit 2
Exons: 1
Coding region: 1-1902 (633 amino acids)
Biological process (GO): translation; nuclear-transcribed mRNA catabolic process, deadenylation-dependent decay; translational termination
Cellular component (GO): translation release factor complex
Molecular function (GO): GTPase activity; GTP binding; translation release factor activity
Source: RefSeq, a predicted model, not a curated record